GUUGGGGUGGAGGUCGGUGCGGUGGGGGAGUUUGGGAGCUAGUGGGCCCAGGAUGCUGACGCGGCCCUCUCGCGAAACCCGGCGCCAAUGGGAAUUGCUGGGCUUCCCUCACCGCCCCGCGGGCGCUCAGGUUGCUUAGCAACCAGGGAGAGUGCAGGCUGGCGCUUCCCCCGGCGGCCAGGUACAGGCCUGCUCCUCGGGGGCGUGGGAGCCCGGGGGCUGCCAUGGCCCCCGGCCACCUGUCGGUGCGGGAGAUGCGGGAAGAUGAGAAACCCCUGGUGCUGGAGAUGCUGAAGGCUGGUGUGAAGGACACAGAGAACCGCGUGGCCCUUCAUGCACUGACGCGGCCGCCGGCCCUGCUUCUCCUGGCAGCAGUCAGCAGUGGCCUGCGCUUCGUCCUGGCCUCCUUCGCCCUGGCCCUCCUCCUGCCUGUGUUCCUGGCUGUGGCAGCCAUGAAGCUAGGCCUGCGGGCCCGGUGGGGCUCGCUGCCUCCCCCGGGAGGCCUGGGGGGCCCCUGGGUGGCAGUACAAGGCCCCGGGGAUGUGUGCGGGGUCCUGGCCUUGGCCCCAGGCUCCAGUGCUGGGGACGGAGCCCGAGUGUCCCGCCUCUCUGUUUCUCGCUGGCACCGCCGCAGAGGCGUGGGCAGGCGGCUGCUGGCUUUUGCUGAAUCCCAGGCACAAGCUUGGGCAGGAGGCAUGGGGGAGCCCCAUGUGAGGCUGGUGGUCCCUGUGUCUGUGGCCUCUUGGGGCAUGGCAGGGAUGCUGGAAGGCUGUGGCUACCAGGCUGUGGGGAGCUGGGGCUGCAUGGGCUGUGCACUGGUGAGGGAGUUCAGCAAGGACCUGUGACCCCAGACCCAGGGUGGGGAGGGAAACCCACGCUUAGCGAGCACCUACUGUGUGCAGGCGCCUUCACAGCCUCCCUCCGAGAACCCCUGGCCCACUUAGGGCCCAGAAACCUAGACCCGCAGAGGGCAGGAGGCCCCACUGCAGCCUGAUGCCUGUCCAUAUUGUUUGAACUUUUCAGAGAGGUCAGUCUGUCCAAACCCCUCCCUCAGAUUCUGUCUGCACUGAGAAAUCUCACUGGCCCAUCUGUGCUUCGGAUCUGGGAGAGAUGCAGGGAGAGGAGAGGAGGCCGGGCAAGCAUGCCCACCCCCAGCUUAGGUCCCCAAAAUGGGGACAAGCGCCCCCCACAGCCAUGGGGUGGUGAGGAGGGCAUGGGCACAGAGCUGCCCAGGCCAGACCAGGGAAGGUGCCCCCAGAGGUUCUGUGGCCAGACCCAUCUGAUUUUUUACUCAUGAUUGUUAAUAAAGCCUGAAACUGCUGUGUGCCAA
Molecule: messenger RNA, 1330 nt
Organism: Manis javanica (Malayan pangolin)
Lineage: Eukaryota; Metazoa; Chordata; Mammalia; Pholidota; Manidae
Gene: NAT14
Product: N-acetyltransferase 14 (putative)
Molecular function (GO): N-acetyltransferase activity
Source: RefSeq, a predicted model, not a curated record